Molecule: messenger RNA, 7639 nt
Organism: Lytechinus variegatus (green sea urchin)
Lineage: Eukaryota; Metazoa; Echinodermata; Echinoidea; Temnopleuroida; Toxopneustidae
Product: DDB1- and CUL4-associated factor 12-like
Exons: 8
Coding region: 251-1537 (428 amino acids)
Cellular component (GO): Cul4-RING E3 ubiquitin ligase complex
Molecular function (GO): protein binding
Source: RefSeq, a predicted model, not a curated record
UCAAGUUUUUCGAUUGUUUUCUUCACGAAAAAGGAUGUUUUACGGCGCGGAUCGGUCAAUUUAUUUACAAGUUCAAUGUUAAAUUUAACUGUUAUCCUACUGGAAGUACUGCAAAACUUGAUGAUAAAAUUAGGCAGUUGUGAUCAACAGAAAUCAUGAAUAAAAGUCCUUGUCAUACUGAUCAGUAAGAGUGAUAUUGAAGGCUUGAACUAAUUGGAAGAGACAAGAGAGUAAAAAGGAACUCUAUAAGAUGCAGUCAAAUGAGGAUGCAGCCUCGAGUAGGAAAUCUGCCGCAGCAGCCCUGACCGAAAGACACCGUGGAGAAUGGAUGGGCGCAGGCGACCCUGAGAGUGCCUCUGUCUUCCACCAUAUUCGAAGCAGAACUAUCGGACAUGCGAAGCACCGGAGGAAGGUUAUCUGUAACCUGACCACCCGCAGACUUCCCCAUGUGCUCUCGGAGCGGGAGAUUCCUGUUGGCGAGAUCAAUAAGAUCUUUGCUUCGGAAUGGAUUUCAGAUCAUCAAGUAGUCGUUGGAACCAAGUGCAAUAGAUUGAUGGCGUUAGACUUGAACCUCAACCACCAAGUAUCCAUCCCGAUGCUCCGUAGUCUCCCAAGCAAAAAGCCAGAGACAUUACCAAUGAACAACAGUGGUAUCCACAGUAUAUCCAUCAACCCCAGCGGAACCCUCCUAGCUACAGGGGCGGACAACCCAAACAACAUAGGUGUAUACCGGUUACCCACGUUUGAUCCCGUCUGCGUAGGGCAGAAUUGCCACAAGGACUGGAUGUUCUCAGUUGUAUGGUUAGAUGACCAAUACUUAGUUGCAGGUUCGAGAGAUUCACAGCUUUCUGUCUGGUCUGUCAGUCAAGAACUGUGCGACCGGGUCCAAGACACCAACGAAAUAGCCACAGUGCCAUCCUACGAAUCCAUCUUCCCCAUUGCGUUACGGUCUAGUGAGAGAAAUGAGAAAGUAAGGGCCUUGGAGUACAGCCCGCAAACGAAGGAAUUAGCCUCAUUGUCGGCCAACGGUUUUAUCCACCUUUGGGACUUGAGAGGGUUCCGGAAAGUCCACAGCAGACGCUUGCCGUACUGCGAGGAGAAUGUCUGUAUAGCCCUAUCACAAGACCACUCUCUUUAUGCUGUUGGUUCCCAGUCUCAUGUCACCUUCCUAGACUCUCGGAAUGGGAGAUGUGUGGCAUCGGUUCACUCUAAGGAGAGGGGAAGCGGUGUGCGGUCAGUGAGCUUUAAGGAUGGAGUGCUGACAGUCGGUACCGGUCAAGGUGCUCUCAUGUUCUUUGAACUAAGAGCAGGUCAUUUCAUUGAGAAAGAUGUCGAUGGAAGGACCAUGCCUGUGAAGUUAUACACUGGAAAAGGAUAUCUGCAUCGAGAUUCCCUCUUCCAUCAGUUCUUCAGCGAGUCCAGCCAUCCGAAUGCUGUGUACACUCAUCGGUACGACAAGUCUGGGACUAGGCUCUUCGUAGCAGGCGGUCCAUUGCCAUCUGGUCUUUCUGGAAACUAUGCCGGUUUGUGGCAUUAGAGGGCUCCUGUCAACCACCGCCUUGUCGCAUCGAAGAAGAAAGGAGAAAAAACGACUGAAUGCCUUCUGUGGUACCACACCAGUAGUCAAUAUUCUUGUGAUUGGACUUUACUAUGCCCUGGAACAUUGUAUGUCAUUGGGCAUUUUCUAGCAGAAGGUCUGAUUAGAAAGUGAGCGAUCUACUUCAUGUGCAGCUUUCGCAGUGUUGCAUAUAAUCUUGGUGGCAAGUUUUAUUUUGUUUUCACUUGAUUUCUUUUUCAAUUGAUUUGAUAUCACUGGAGCAUUAUAGUAAUAUAUCCCAUUUAAAAUGCCUAUCAAUAUGCCUAUUCCUAUGCCUAUUUUUAUACCUGAUUGUAUUAUUUAUGUGUAUUUGCAUCAUGCAAGGACUCAGACUCUUGCAAGUAAAAAUUUGCUUGUGUACUACUUGUGUACAACUUGGAAUGUAAACAUCAAUAUCAGUAGCUGUACCCAGCUGAGCAGGGGAGAGUUUCAUGAAGCACCCUUGUCAGUGACUGUCACUGACUGAUUUGCUCCUAGCCAAGAUCAGAUGCAAGGAUUUCUCAGUGAAAUCACAGACCAUUUGUUUCAUGAAUGCUUCCCAGGAUGUCUUUAGCUUAAGUUGAGUGGACCCUGUGAGCGUAGAAAGUGUACAAAAUUAUGCUGAAACUAUUAUCAAAUUAUCAAACAACAAUGAUGAAAAAUACAACAAAUUACAUGUAAAAAAUAUCUUUCAGUGGCCAUUUUGUAGAAGCUUUUCGUAAGUCAAUAUGUACUGUCCACUGGUCUGAUUGGUUCGACAAAGCCCUAGUUUCAAUAGACUUACAGUAGCACUUAUCUCUACAAUUUAUUGUCUCCCCAAAUCCUUUGCUAUGCAUUGAAAGUGGAAAUUUAACAUUCUGUAGAGAAGUACAUUUAGAAGAUAUUCUACUUGCGUCAUCAGAAACCGACAGAAUUGUCAUGUCAAAACACAUGGAUAGUGGUAUUUCACAGUCAUAACAACUAGUAGCCUGAAUUUUUUAAAGUUUUAGAUGGAAAUUCUAUCGUAUGAUAUUGUGAAACAUAUAUGCAUUCAUAUUUAUUGUUUGUUCUUUGUUUCAAUUAUUUUUUUUCUCAUGUUCAUUGUUUUAUAUUUCUUGUUAUUACUAUAUAUUUAUCAACUUGUAAUUAUAUCAAUAUAUUUAUACAUAUUUUGUUGUCAAUCAAAUUGCUUAUUUUAUUUCCUCAUUUUAUAUUUGAAAAAAGAAAUUCAUAAUUAGUUAUUGUUGCUAGUAUGAGACUGGUUAGGGUCUCAUGUUGCUUUUGACCUUCACGAAGACCUGGUUUACAAAGUGGCUCUAAGUAAGUGCUUAUAAGGACCUCGUACUAAUCCACACUAGCUCCUAUAUACAAUUUAAUCUUUACUUAUACAUCAUAUUCGCAAACUUGGAUGCUAACUUUUUUUCUUGGUGGCCCGAUCGGUCAACCAGAAUCAUCAAUUUCAUAUUUUUGGUGGCUCUUAAAGCAAACUUACGUAAGUGGCCCUAAAACAAUAGAAAACUUUAAAAUUUCUCAAAACUUUGGUAGCCCAAUCGGGCCACCAAGUGUUGGCUUUUACAGAAUUUGGUGGCCUGACUCUCACUUUUAGUUGCCCUGGGCCACUGCUAAUGUCGAGCCGUGCAUUUGAUGUCAAAACCUACAUGUAAGUGGGAACAUUGUAUGAAUGCUUGCGCUGUUUCAACAUUGAUCUGUGAAAUGAUCUUUUCAUUUAAAAAAAAAAUCAUAUCAUACACAACAAAUUUGGGAACGAGGAAAGCUGCAUUGCAAAGACUCGUAAGGCCUGAAUUCGCAAAGGUGGUUUUUAAAACUGUCAGUUGAACCCAGGGUUUAUGAAUGCAGUACGCCAAAUUGACGCCUGUUGUCAUGGUUAUCCAUGCUUUUUUAUUCACUGUUUUGAAUUAAUGAGUCCAAUCUUGAAAACAAUGGACUCAUGAAUAAAGUUGCGUGCUUAACGAUGGCAGCAGGCGUCAAUUUGGCGCACUGACUGACAAAAAUGCAUCAGCAUUGGCCAUUAAAUUAAGCUUGAUUCAUAAAGGAAAUCUGCAUAAACCGUGGGUCAGACAGAUUGUUUUCAAAACUACCUUUCUGAAUUCAGCCCUAACAGAUUUAUAGUUGGGAUUCCUGCCAAAUGAUGUCGCACAGGCUUCUGACAAGUUACCCAAGUCUGCCUUUUAUUCUCUUUAUGCCAAUAUGGUGACUUUAACACUGAACUUGAAUUCUUGUAGCUCUGCAAUUCUUUAUUUCCAUAAAUGACAGGGUAGUGCUGAAGAGGGGAUGCCAAAAGUAUGAAAAUCUUGAGAAUAUCAAUACUAAUUGGUGUAUAGCAGGUAGGGUGAAUCCUAAUACUCUUUCAUGAAUUCACUUUCAAAUGGUCCGGACUGUGUCUCGAUCAGAAUAGUUUAGACUCUGAUAAAAAUUGUGUUCAGAAGUAGCUCUAUUUUCAUGAGUGCAGCAAAGACACAGUCCGGUUUAUCAUCGUGGUAACCACUUAAAGCGCACAGAGUUUGUGCACACAGGACAGUGCCAUGGUGUUUACACCUUUUUUGAUGUAUUGUUUGCCUUCCAUCGUCAUUCAAUGGUUGAGGUGCCUAAAUGUUUUCUGUACUUGCCCAUUAAAUAUAUUCUGCAUGAUCAGUGCGGUAUCACACAGUCUUUUUAUCUACAUGUACAUGAAUUCUAUGAAUUCGACUCCGCAUUGAAAGAUGUGUCACCGUCUGCAGUUGUGUAUUUAAAGUAUGCUGCUUGCUUUGUAAAUUGCAACUUUGGGGAAUACAGUGUAUAUCCCCAAAUAUCCCAAAUAUUUCCAAAUAUGCAAUGCAGUUGAAAGUGUUUCAAUUGAAGAAAAUUGUGUACGAUGCUUUGUUCAAAUAUCAAGGCAUACUCAGUGAACAUCUAAAGCAGUACUUGUGAGCAGUAUGUGUUUAUACGCUGAUAUUAAGACAAUUAUAGAUUUCUUUAUGUCAGACUACGAUUGGUAAAUGCGCAUGUAGGCUUCUAAUAGCAAGUUUUGUGGCAGGUGAUAACUCUUAACUUUGUGAUAUGCAUGUUACUACGUUUAGGAAUUAGUUAGGACAUACGCUGUGUACAUUUAUCUUAUCUUGCAUUGGAAGAAGACAAUUGUUCAUGGAGUGUUGUCUUACAAUGUGACCUUGGGUUAAAACUUUGCAGUAAUUGUCUACAAUUCUACAUGCCAUUGUAAAUCACUUUGGUUUAUUGGUGAAUGUACAUGUAAGUGUGAACAUCUUACAAGCUGCCUCCAUGUGUAAAAUUGAUCUGCACUGGAUGUAGCUAAUUUAAGUAUGGUUCAACUAGAAUGCUUGAAUGCUAGAAUGAGGUCCCUGGCAAGGGGAUUAAAGUCAACUUAAAAAUAUGUGAUUGUUGUAUAGGGAAUGGGGCAGAUUACUGUAUUCAACAUUGUAAAACCAUUUUCAUUGGAAAACUGCUCUUGCAUGUUUGUUUCAAAGCCCUUCUGUAUGCAUAUCAAAUAUGGCAAAAUUGUGAACCACAAUGCAUUUUAUGCACUUUCUAUCCAAGGCCGUUGCCUGUAGGGUUCAAAACCCUGAUUGGCACUGUCAUCCUUGAGCAAGCUAUUCAUGCCACUUAUGUAAAGUGGUACUUGCCUCAAAUUAUGAUAAUAGAAAGUAUAUAAAUAUAUAGCAUAUAUCCAUGUACUAUUAUAUUUUUUUCUAGUCUAUAUGUAGCAAUUUUAAACAAAGUAAAGGCAAAAGACAUAUCUUCAAAUGAACAAAAUGUUGAAGUGAUAUUGAAUGAAGAGGUUUCUAAAAUGAAUAAUGUUGUGCCUAUCAUGGUGAAGGAAGAUGUGAAUGUAAAUUAAACUGGAAAAAUCAAUAAUUUGUGAUAUAAUUUAUAAAACUUCUGUUUUCUCUGUAUAUCUUCUAAUAUUCAAAUAUGUAUCUACGGUAUCUGAUGGUGAAAAUAACACAAAAUGUGUGGAAUUUUAAAGCUGACUUUCUAGUGAACAUGUGACUAGUAAAACAAUUUUUCAGUGGAGGUGUGGAUUUGUUCAUAAAAUGAAAUACUAGUAACCUAUUUACUUUCACUUGUUUGUGAGUAUAAUGUAUUUUAGUAGUCUUGAGUGAUAGAAAAUCAUGUAUUAGAAACUUGACCUGGCUUCUAGUGAACCAUAUUGGAUUUUGGGCUUUAAUAUGCCAAAAAUGAAAAAUUUUACUUCAUUUUAAUUCAAGGCUUAAACCAUCACAAUGGAUAUUUUUGCACUUUAAUUUCUUUAAUGGAGAGAAAAUGACAUUUUAAAGUGCUCAUGAACCAUUUGUAAAUCAUUUGCUGCCGAUGUUAGAAAGCAAACCAAUCAGAUGUUUCUCACUGAUUAAAUCUUAGUGCUUAGUACUGUUGUAAUGAUUUCACACGUGCCAACUACCUGAGUUGAAAAUGUGGUAUUUAUUCUGUGAGGAACACGUCAGAUAUAUUGUGUUUUCUAUUGACAGCAGAAAAACAACAAUAUUGUCCUCUUUGAAUUUUUCUUGAGCCUAUUUUAAUGUGCUUCAUUCAGUUACCUUGAGUCUAUAGAUUAAUGGGUCAUAUUUGUAUCUACUUGGUCUGCUAUCGAAUUGGUCUAGUUUCUGUGUGUGGUCCAACCAUCACACGGUCUAAAAAUCACUUGGUCUAGACCUAAUAAUUGUCAUUUAGUCUCUUUUCUGAAUGUUUAACUUUAAGGAACACCUUUUCUACAUGUAUGUACAGUAUUUUGUCAAAUGAAAAUUUGGUUCAUAAACACUUCAUCUCAUAUGAUAUGUAUACAUCAAGUGGAUAUUAGACCCAUAUUCUUCUUCUUCUUCUUUGGGUGUACUGCCCAACAAGCCAUAGUAGGAGCCAAACGGGAAGGAAGUGCGCAGGUGUUGAUGGCACGUAGGGAGAGAGAUUUGCUCACCUCUCGAUAUCUGGGGGUUGCAGGUGGACCACUACACCGGGGUUUCCCCUUACUCUUAUUCGAAUAGUGCGGUGGGUUCUUAACGUGCAAAGGUGGUGACUCCUCUACACGGGGCCUCCAUUUAUUAUCCUAUCCCACCGACGGAGUGUUUUCCCUGUAACAUAGCCUGCAUCUAUGGAACAGGGGAGAGACGUUUACACACAACGCACUGGCUUCAGUCAUCCGCCCGUGGUUGACUCGAACCCACGAUCUUUGGUUCGACGGGCAGACGCGUUACCGACUGAGCCUUUGAUAUAGCCUUACUGCAAUCUAGACAGAGUUGUGAAUGGUUUAGAAUUGUGGCAGUGGUUAUUAGAGACAAACUGGGUGGAGAUGAAUUAGGAUUAGACCAUUUGUGAUCAAACCAAACAGAAAUAGAAAAAGCAGUUGUCAACCAAAGUGCUAUUGUACCACUCUAGUGAGCAUGAACAGGCACAGUCCUCCGGCAGGCACCGCAUUACAUUCUAGAGCCGCAUAGAUGUAGAAAUUCUUUCAGAAAAAUUGUGGAAGUUGAUAAAAGGAUGAUUCAAAUUUUAUCUUUCUGAGCUUUUGAUUGCCAUCAAAGAAAAUGGUGCAGUUUAGCUCUUGAUCCAUGCUGUAUUCAUGGGUGUUCCACAAGGUUAUUUAUACAUCUUUCACAAGCCAAAGUAUUGUACAAACUUGCAUUCUAACAGAAAUCAUGUAGUAAUAGGUUUAUUCCGGAAUUGAACAGAAAGAAAUCAGAUAUUAAUUUAUUGCCACAAACAUGCUGUUUACAGCUUUGUGUUACAAAAUUACAUGUUUGCCCUAAAUUUCUUGACUUAUACGUUACACUUUAUGUUGAUGCAGUCUUGUGGGAUAUUAGGCUGUGCAUUCUUAUUGAAAAUACAUGUAGCUCUGUACAUCAGUGGUGUACUUGUAAAUUUUCCAGUAAAUUUUAUUUUAUUAUAAUGCUUCUUAUUUUACACUUGUAUCCUUUGUAUAUUGAAAAUUGUUUAUUGGAAAAUGUUGCUUUGUUUUGACUUGAUUGGUGUACAAUUUUUCAUAUUAAUUUGUUAAUUUGUAAAUAUAAACUCUAGUUUCUGUAAAUUAUAUGUAUAGACAAGUAAAUAUGAUGAAUAAAAUACAUCCUAAAGCGAAAA